AAAAAUGACCAAAUUAACACCAAAACAAACCCCAAUUUUUCUGUUUAUGGAGUGGGGAUAGAACAAUAUGUCUUAUUAUUAUUAUUUUUUUGUCAACCAAUAUGUCUUAUUUAUUAAACUCUUUUUAUAGUCACUAAAGAUUGUAUGAACCAAAUAAAUCUAAAAUCGAAUUUGAGAAUAGAAUCACAAACCAAUUGCAAAUUCCCUCUUCCAUAAAAAGGUUUUACAAACUUAACCCAUUAAUUAAUUAGAUAACAAAAUUAGAUUCAAAUCGCCACAUCUCACGCUAAACCAAUUGGAGAAAAUUUUAUUAGGUCAAAAAAACUCAGCCGCGUGCUUUUUAAGAAAACUUCAACUUUUUUGGACUAAACUCGGAUCCAACUAGGAUUCUUCUCUUUCCUUAUCCAACACGGUCUUGUUUCGUCGCGUCUCUCUUUAUAUAAUAAGAACAUAAUUUAUUUUUCUUGUUUGUUGUUCCUUUCACAUCAUCAUCAUCAAAACUCAUCAAAAGAUUUAGUUUGUGAUAAUGAAUUCGAUGUUUAGUGCCUUUGAUGCCAUGUGUGCUGAGAUUAUGGGGAAGAAAGUCACAGCUGAUUCUUCUGUCUACCGCUCUGAACGCAACGCUGCUUCUUUCGGCGGUCAAAACGCGUCUUUCUUGCUCAAAAAAGAUGAAGAAGAAGCUUCCAAGAACAUUGAUUUGGUGACCAAGACUCCGAGGUUUGCUGUUGAGCUCGAUGGCCUUCAUUGCUUCGAGACCAUAGUUCGUUCUUGAUCACUAAUUCAAGAUUACUCUUUUUUUCUUCUUGUCUUGUUUUUGAUGUAAAUACAAUUUUGGAAAAAUACUCAAUUUCUUGAUUAAGAAUCAUCCUCAUCAUCAUCAUCAUCCAUUGUGAUUGAUUGAUUGAUUCAUCGGUUUGUUUUCGAGUUGCUUCUUGUUUUCGUUUUAUCAAUUCUUGAAUCUGUGUAUAUGUUAUAAAGAAAAGAAUGAUUUUUUUUCUUU
This is a messenger RNA of Capsella rubella, 1000 nucleotides long. RefSeq lists its product as uncharacterized. The transcript has a single exon. The coding region runs from base 527 to 772 and encodes 81 amino acids. Lineage: Eukaryota; Viridiplantae; Streptophyta; Magnoliopsida; Brassicales; Brassicaceae. The record is from RefSeq and is a predicted model, not a curated record.